CUGAACGCACAAACUCCCCUCCCCACACGCAGCGCCUGACCUGAGCAGGAUUCAAACUUUGGGCUUAAGAGCUGUGAGGCUGCACGGCUUACCUCUUUUCAAGAUGAGCUGCUAUUUGUAUUGAAUGCAACUGCCGUGCAAAACGUUGUCAAGCGGGGGUGCUUUUUCAUGUAUCUGCCUGUUAUGACGGACACUCUUCAUUUUAAUAGCUACCUCAGCUGACACCUGCAUUUGUUCCAGCCUACUGCAGCAGCAAUCUCUGCAAAGAUAGGACUCAUGUCUCCGCUCUCCACAAUUGUUUUCUUAUUUUGUCUGUUAACGGAAUAACAACGCCCAACGAAAAAGAGGAAGGUUCUUUUUCAAAGUGAUCUUAAACAACAUUGCCGUUUUGGAGCGUAGGUUCAGUGCCGAAUGGCGUUUCAAUGGAUGAUUUAAGAACAAGGUUUACUGCUGAAAGGAGUUAAACAACAUAAUUGAUGAAUGCCGAAAGGCGCUGCUUUUGUACUUCGGAGAGUAUUCUGUGGUGGGCCAAGUAAUCUGCCACGUCGCUGCCCAUCUCCUUCAUGGCCCGCAGAUUUGUAUUCGCCGGGGAGACUUGCAAGGGCGAGAGGGUCGCGCCAGCUGCAACUUGACGGGCUUUUUGACCCGGUGACGUGCAUUGGAUUCUCUCGUACGAGAAAGCGGAAUAUAUUAUUGUAAGCAGCGGAGAAAAUUGCAAAGGCGCAGGGGGCUGAAGCUAAAGUAAGAGCUGCUUUUCUCAUCUCUGUUAUUGUGUCGGAGAGGCAGCACGAGCGGACAGCAGAGCUUCACUUCGCGGUCUUCUGCAGCCCAGUCGCGCGUACCAUGCUAGAGCAAUGAUCUGUGAAUGGAAGUAAGUUGCACCACCUGAACUAUGCACCAUCCGGGCUGUUCUGUGCACCUGAAUGCACUAAAAGCCAGCAGGUGCAGGGCGGCUACAAGUUGGCAUGGUAAUGACGAUCAAGAUUGCGAUCCUGGGGGCUCGAGGAGUGGGCAAGACAGCCAUUGUGAGACAGUUCCUUUACAAUGAGUUUAGUGAAACAUAUGUGCCCACUAAAAAGCGGCGUGUCUACCUGCCGGCCGCUGUUCUUAAUGAACAUGUACACAACCUGCAAAUCAUGGACUUCCCUUCUAUCCCAUCUUUUCCAGUCAACACUUUCCAGGAAUGGGCCAAUGCCUGCUGUCGUGGAGUUCGCAGUGCUCAUGCCUAUAUUCUAGUGUAUGAUAUUUGUUGCUUUGACAGUUUUGAAUACAUCAAGACCAUACGGCAGCAAAUUGUCGAGACAAGACUGAUGGGAACAACAGAGACUCCCAUCAUCAUAGUGGGAAACAAGCGGGACCUGCAGCGGAAUCGUGUCAUCCCACGGCGGAAUGUCUCCAACCUCGUUAAGAAGAACUGGAAGUGUGGGUAUAUCGAGUGCUCUGCUAAGUACAAUUGGCAUGUGCUGCUGCUCUUUAGUGAACUACUCAAGAGUGUGGGCUGUGGCCACUGCAAGCAUGUGCAUACAACCAUUCGUUUCCAAGGUGCCCUGCGCAGGGACCGCUGCAGCAUUAUGUGAGCCAGUCUGCAUUUAAUACACUAAAGCACGUCAUGCAAAGUAAUUAAAGUGCGCUAGCAGCCUGGCAAGGUCCAGUGGCUCAGGGGAUGCUUUAUAAUUAUCAGUUUAUUUAUUUACUUACUUUCUUAUUUAUUUUCAAAAGUGUAUGAGCUUGCAGUGUAACAGUUUUUCUGAUGGAUGGGUUCCCGAUUUCUUUUUUUUUUUUUUUUAUGUGAAGUCUGUCCACUUGUGCCUGAAUGUCUGUUCUUCCAAAGCUCUGCCUGCCAAAGGAGGUUAUUCUUCUUGGGCUAUAUCUGAACUCAGAUGGACAUUGCCCUCAUUAACGUAUCAUGCCAAAAAGAGAACCCAGCAGAACCAAUUCCAACUUUAAUAAGUUCAAAAUUGAAGUGAUAUUUCACUGACCAGCAAACAUUUUUGUUAGCUGCUCAGGAACAUCAAAGGCAUGAGACUUUUCAUAGCUCCACCAUAGUAAACGUGAAAAGAAGUUCCCACUAGACCUUAAAAAAAUUUUUCAUCAAUCAAAAAUCCUCCUUCCAACUCCCUUUGUUAUGUUAUUCACAGUGGCUCUUAAGUUUUUGAAUCCUUUAUUUAAAUAUUUUUAAACCAUUCAGUACUUUUUAAUUCGCUUUCCUUACCAUAUUUUUAUUAUCUAUGUUCUAGCCUUUUUUUGCUAGAGGAGUUUAUUUUCUAGUACUGUAAUACUGCAAAAGAAAAAAAAAAUUGCAGAUGUUGCAUUUAAUUUACUUUUAGUCUUUUUUGAUAUUGAUGUAGGACGUGAGCCUGCUAAUUAUUUCUGAUUCCCACUGGAGCUCUGAUGUCCGUGUGACUCCCUUUGAGCCAUCUGUGUUUUAUUAUGGACCCUUAACUAGUAUAUUCCAUGAAGGACUGUAUAUUUUUCACUUCUUUAAAACAUAAACAUUAGCAGAUUUAAAUAAGUUGUAUUUUGUCAUUUUAAUGUAUUAUGCGUUUCCUUAUUCUGUAAAAAGAGCAGUGUCUUUCUUUUCUUUACUGUACCUAGCAAUAAGCAAAACAUGGUACAAUUAGUUUAUUGAAAAGUAAUGACAUCUGUUCUAUUUUGUUUGCUUGAAAUUGUAGCUAUAAUUUGAAUGUCUGUGCUUGUAUUUCAGUUAUGAAUGAAAGCUGUCCAUACAUUAGGAUGAUGUUACGAUCCUGUAUGUAUAUUGUACCAUAUGUGCUCUAUGCAAGUAGAUGGUAUAGUAAGAAAUGAGGAGAGUUUAUUCGGCAUAAUAAAAUCUCAAUGGGUGUGCAAAAACAAGCUGUGCGUACCUUACUAAAACCUGUUCACUUAGAAAUAUUAGUAAACAUGUAUGAAAAUCAUAUAGUGUAUGGUUAUUGAAAGAGCGUCUCCUCGACUCAGUGGUUAGUGUGUCAGAAUACAAUAUACAUGUAUAGUUCUCUGAUCCAGUAUAUUGUAAUAUAUUUUCAUUUUUUGUCAACAGUUUUAAUUAUAGUAACAUAGGCUCAUGAUGACAAAGUAUUGGUUAAACAGAUUUUUUUGGGUAUAACAAUGAAUUUGGAGUAACAAUAAAGACGUUAACAUUUUAGCCUUCUUUCACAUAAAAAAAACAACACAAUGACCCUGGCUUUAAAGGCCAUUUUUCUGUUGCCAUAGUGCUUUGGUGUGAACCAUUGGAUUGGUGUGUAUUUGCAUGUGAUUUGAUGUGAUCAACAAAUGAUCAAAAUAAAUAUGUAUAAGUAUUAUCCUUGGAAGGAUGCUGUUUGACUUAGCAUCCAAGCAGUGUGACAAUGAGAAAGCUAAUACAAUGAGUGUACCAUUGAAAAGUAAUUUUUAUAUCGGGGCUUUGAAGAAUUAGUUUACUGUUGUGUACGUCUAAAGAGAAGCAACAAGCACACUAUCUGAUCAUUUUGUGCAUUUUCCAUAGCUGAUGUAGCAUUUUAUAGCAAGCUGGACAAAUAGCAGAUUCAACCAAAGUACUAAUUUCAUUCUUGAAGUUAAAAUCCCAAUAGCUUGAACAGGAAUGUACACAGUUCAAUUAAGCAUUACUUGCAUUCAUUAACACAAACACUUGUUGAAUUGUUGUAAAUAUGCAUAAUUAUUGUCUCAAUUUUGGUUUAAUUGAAUCAGUUGUAUUAUUCCAAAUUUUAAUUAUUUAAAUACAUUCAGCAAUGCAAAAAUAAAAAGAAAUAAUACAGAAACAACAAGAUUUUUAUAUGAUAAAUCUUGCUGUCACAGAUCACGUGCCAGAUUCUGUUUUUAGACAUGUUUAGACACCACUUGUUUUCUCCCUCUCUUCUCGGUGUUAUUGCUGUUGUGUUGAUUUUCAUUAAUGAUUUUCAUUUUUUUGACAGUCCACCAGACAUAAGCAUUUCGGCAAUAUUGUCUGCUAAUGAGAAAUUUAAAAAAUGCAAGCGUUCACUAGUAACACUUUAGCUGAUCUAUUUAACGUUCUUCCAAAAUGUCCAUCUUUUUUGGUCAUCAGACGGUUUAUAUGGACACUCUUGUGUGAUACUGAGCAAAUUUAUGGUUGUAGUAACUCAACAUGAAGUGUGUACUUUGUGCCAGAUGUCAACGUAGCAUUUAGGACCUGGCAGGUGCACCAAAGACCCAGUUGCAUAUAUGUAGCUGGAAUGUGGACAAUAAGUAAAAAAAAAUAUUUGAACAUUUGCAUUUUGUAUUAGAAGUAAGGUUUACAUAUGUUCAACAGCUGAAAUGUGAUGUUGUGGUCCAAGGUAAACUACUCCUUCAAACGCAGACUUGAGCAGUGCUAGAAAGCGGUUAGGUGCUAACACCACUUACAAGUAUACCAGGUAACUGAGUAUAGAAUGGCUUUCUUAUUGUUUCUUCUUUUCUUUCGGUUUCAGAAAUACAGCAUAAGCAUUAACAAACAAUACACAUAAUAACUCAUUACACAGUUUAGUAGAUAUUUUUAAACAUAUUUGCUGUGCAAAAUGAAAUAUCUAUAGAUGCAGUUAUAAUUUCCAGGCAGAUUCAUAAGUUUGAAAUUCAUUACAGAAAAAAUGUUUCCCUUAUUAUAAUUUAAAAUGAAUCGCUUAUUUAACAGUACGAUGUAAUAUUUAUAUUUAGAUAAAAUCCUUUAAAAAAAAUUGAUUUCUAUAGCUCAAUGUCUUAUCAUCACAAGGUAAGGUGAUAGUCUCAGUAAUUAAGUGAUAUUUAAUAGAUGUGUAAUCUGAAAAAUAUUGAGCAUUGCAAUGAAAUUGAAGAAAACUCAUAAAAUAUCAGAUGAAUGAUCAUUUAAUCUGUCAUCUUAGAGUGAGGUGUUAUUAAAAUAAGGAUUGUUCACCUCUUCCAUUUAAAAAGUGUAGAAGUUAAAAAGACAGCAGCUCUUAGUCUUCUUUAACUAAUCUCCUUCAGUAAUUUAAAAAGAAUACUUUAUCCUUUUUGUUUGUAAUAUUUGGAAACUAUUUGACUAAUGUUGGCACACUGUCAUUCUGUAGUAAUUCAAUUAAAUGCAUUGCUGUGUUCAAAUGUUUAUGUAUUUUCUUAUAUAAUAAUUCUGAAUGCAUCAACUUGAGAAUUUUCAUUAGUGCAGAAGAGUUUGUGUGUUUUCCUCAGGAUGUGAUUUACUUCCCCUUCUGCAGCUCUCUUCCUUAAGUCAGAACUUAACAAUUGAAAAGUUACAAAAAGAAAAUCAGUCAUUUUGAAGGACAUCGUGAGUGAAUAUAAACUUGCCAGCAUGUCAUUAAUUUUGGGGCAAUAUUUCAAACUUGAACAGACAUUUAUUUUUAUUUUGCAUAAUAUAUAUUUUUGGGAAUCAGCACCUGUUUAAAAAAUAAACUGAAUUCAGGUACAUGUUUUUGAUUCUGUCUGUUAAAAAAAUGUCAAUGUGCAAUUAACCUUGUAUUUCUACAGUGAGAUUUGCCAAUUUUAUUGUACAUUUUAUUAAUAUAUUUGGGCUGCCUCACAUGAAUUUGAAAUACGUGUAGUGAAUAUUGUUGUUUCUCUCUAUACUUUUCCUGGACUUUUAAAGAUUGCUGACCAUUCUAUGUACUGUGUGUUUCAAAUUGCUUCCAUUUUCAUUAUACUCAUAAAAAUUAGAUAAAUGCUGUUUUUUGAUUGACAUUGUAGUGUUGAAUAAAAU
This is a messenger RNA of Erpetoichthys calabaricus (reedfish), 5659 nucleotides long. Its product is annotated as ras-like protein family member 10B. NCBI's taxonomy places the organism in Eukaryota, Metazoa, Chordata, Cladistia, Polypteriformes, Polypteridae. The transcript has 4 exons. The record is from RefSeq and is a predicted model, not a curated record. The coding region runs from base 966 to 1577 and encodes 203 amino acids. Gene Ontology annotation, molecular function: GTP binding; GTPase activity.